AUCUCUAUAUUUCCUUCGUUCUCCGAUCAUUUGGGGCAAAUUUAUUUCUCUAUGCAGCAUUGGACGCUCGCCACGCAUCGGGCUCGGUGUCUCGCUCCGCUUCGCUCGCCACACUUUACUAUUCCAUAUAGAUUGUGACAUGGACCCAGGGGGUUAUGGGAAAGGUCCUUAGCGCGAAGAGAAUCUAGACGCUACCGCUUCCGUAUUGUGUGUGACAGGGAACAUGCUGACCCUGAGUCGCUGCCGGCUGCCGAGGACCCUCCGCUCCUGGGGGGUGAGAGCGGCCUCGGAGGUGACCGGCAGCAGCGAGAGCUCCGGGCAGAGGAGGUACCGGGACACCGUGCUGCUGCCACACACCGACUUCCCCAUCCGCCGGGGCCCCGGGGAGACUGCCAGCGCCGAGCUGCGACUGCAAGAGGAGAGUAAUUUCCUGCAGCUGUAUAACAAGCAAAGAGCCAUAAAAACAAAGAAGGAAUUCAUUCUGCAUGAUGGCCCCCCUUAUGCCAAUGGUGACCCCCAUGUCGGACAUGCCCUGAAUAAGAUUCUAAAGGACAUUACAAAUCGCUUUCAUGUGAUGAGGGGCUACAGAGUCAGCUACGUACCAGGGUGGGAUUGCCAUGGGUUGCCGAUUGAACUCCGAGCCUUGGCUGACAUGGGGGAAGAAUCUGAGAGUCUGUCACCGAUGGAGAUCAGAACCAGAGCCCGGGUGUUCGCAGAGAAAGCCAUUGAGAAGCAGAAAGCCUCGUUCAUCCGCUGGGGGAUAAUGGCGGACUGGGAUAACGCCUAUUGCACCUUCCAUAAGAAGUAUGAAGCAAAACAACUAGAUGUCUUCUACAAAAUGCAUGAAAAGGGUCACAUUUACCAGGAUUACAGACCCGUAUUUUGGUCCCCAUCAACCAGGACAGCCCUGGCUGAGGCAGAACUAGAAUAUAACCAGCAGCACGUCAGCCGUGCCGUCUUCGUGAAGUUUCCUCUGCAGAAACCGCCUCCUAAGCUGGCGUCAUUAAUAGACGGGUCCACAGCAAUCAGUGCUCUGGUUUGGACAACACAGCCAUGGACCAUCCCAGCUAACCAGGCUGUGUGCUACAUGCCUGACACAGCAUAUUCCGUAGUAAAAUGUGCGACCACCGGAGAGCUGUAUAUUUUGGCUGCUGAUCGUGUCGAGUCUACUGCGCUUUCCCUGGGGACCAAGUUUGAGGUCAUUUCAACGUUUAAAGGAUCAGAUCUGGAAGGUGGAUCCUGUGCUCACCCCACAAUACCAGGACGCUCCUCAGCUCUCCUGGCUGCCAAUCAUGUGACUAUGGGAAAAGGCACAGGCCUUGUACACACCGCGCCCGCCCACGGCAUUGAAGAUUACAGCGUGGCUUCUCAUCACAAGCUGCCAAUGGACUGUCUGGUAGAUGAAUCUGGCUGCUUUACCUCUGGAGCCGGGGCUGAUCUGGAACAUAAAGCAGUGCUAGAAGCUGGAAAUGAUGCUGUCAUACAGAUGUUACUCGCUACCAAGAACCUGAUAAAGGAGGAGAGCUAUGUGCACAGUUACCCAUAUGACUGGAGGACGAAGAAGCCGCUCAUCAUCCGCGCCAGUCAGCAGUGGUUUGUCAAUACCGCCAACAUCAAGGACAAAGCUCAGGAAACUUUAAAGAAAGUAAAGUUUGUCCCUGCGUCAGCUGCCAGCCGGAUGCUUGAAAUGCUGGCCCGCCGGACGUACUGGUGUAUAUCCAGACAGCGGAGCUGGGGGGUCCCCAUUCCUGUAUUUUAUCAUAAGGAGACACGGGAGCCGCUGCUCAGCAGGCAUAGUGUGGGCCAUGUGAUUCAGCUGGUGGAGCAGCAUGGCAGUGACGUGUGGUGGACACAUCCUAUUGAAGAGUUACUUCCACAGUCCGUGCUACAGCAGGCUGGCGUCACUUCCAAUGUGCUGGACUUUGAGCCGGGGAGAGAUGUUCUGGACAUCUGGUUUGACAGUGGAACAUCGUGGGCCUCUGUUUUGGAAGAUGGGGAUCAGAGAGCGGAUGUGUACAUGGAAGGGAAAGAUCAGCUUGGCGGGUGGUUUCAGUCCUCUCUACUGACCAGUGUGGCCGCUCGGAAUAAAGCACCAUACAAGAACGUGGUUGUCCACGGCUUUACACUAAGUGAGAAAGGAGAGAAGAUGUCCAAAUCUGUGGGUAAUGUGGUGGACCCAGAUGUUGUUAUAAAUGGGGGACAGGUGAGAAUUUGUAUGUUCUCUUUAUGUAAUAUUUUUGACUUCGACAGUACCCACCUGUUAUUCUGUGUCUUACAGUUGCGGAACACAUUGCGGUUCAUGCUGGGUAACCUGUCCGGAUUCACCCCGGAGACUGACGCUGUCCCUGGCCCAGAGAUGUACAUUAUAGACCAGUAUAUGCUGCAUCUGCUUCAGGACUACGCCAGCAAGGUGUCGGAGGCGUACAAGAGCUAUGAGUUUGGGAAAGUUGUCCGUCUGUUGGAAGCUCUGGUCACCAGAGACCUAUCUAACUUCUACUUCAGCAUAGUGAAGGACAGGCUGUAUUGUGAAGAAGAGAGAGACCCCAAACGCCGCUCCUGCCAGACCGUCAUGGCGAAGGCUCUGGAUAUCGUGGUGCGCUCGUUUGCUCCCAUCCUUCCGCACCUGGCAGAGGAGGUGUUCCAGUAUUUGCCUUACAAGAAAGAGAGCGAGAGUGUGUUCCUCAGCGGCUGGAUCACAUCUCAUUCCAUGUGGAAGAAGCCGGGCCUGGAGGAAGCGGUGGAGGCCGCCUGCUCAAUCAGAGACGUCUUCCUCGGAGCAGUCCCCGGCAAGAAUGCGGCAGAGUAUGCGCUGAGCGUUGUCAUCCAGCCAGGCCUGCUGUUUGAGUUAAUGGAGACUCUGCAGGCGGAGGAGACAUCCAGCACCUCACAGCUGACUGAAUUGUUAAUGGCAUCUCAGACCACACUAGUGACGGAGCUACCGGUGGAUCUACCAGCAGACGCCAUUGUUCUGAAAGGCUCGUUUCUUAUCAACUUGGAAGGUGGGGACAUCUGUGAGGAGGAGAUGUAUAAAGUUGUAAUUCAGUCAUGUGCCAAAGAGCGAUGUCCUCGUUGCCGGAAAUACACCUCGCAAUCCUCUCUCACACCAUGUCCGCGCUGCCUGGAUGUCAUCGCAGGGAAAUGGAGCCAUUAGCCUGGGAGACGCUAAUUCUGGAGGAUUCUGUGGGUCAGGCGACAGUCCGCCCCCGCCAGAGUAUAGACAGGACAUUUAUCUGGAGAGCCGGCUCCGCGUCGUCCUUCUGUACAGGACACUGAUGCUGCGGCACAUCUAUCUAUCUCUGUAGCGUUUAUGGACAAUUGGAAAAUAUGCAAAAACAUUUCAGAUAUUUUUAUUCCUAAACUGUGCGAGGAAACAAAAUAACAGAAUGAUUGGUUGCUGUGGGCAACGGCCCAUUUCUCCUGCCCACCAGUUUUCUGAUCUGUUCCUCGGUGAGUGGAAGUAGGUCACACCUUAUUUUCCUGUGUAAAAGGCCCCGGUCGCAGCACCCAUCCUGUUAUAUGUUAUUUCUUAUAGCCAGAGGCAGGUUCCGGAUGACGGGCCAAGGACAGAACAAUAAGAUCCCGCAGACUGAGAAUAGGACGUCCGGAAAGACUGACGGCCAGAUGCAUCAUCGCUUGGAGAGUGAGAAAGUUCCAGCCAAUCAGAUCCUGUCAUUUUUUACACACAGCCUGUAACAUGGCAGAUAGGAGCUGAUAGAUAGGAGCUGAUUGGCUGCUACUUUACUCUCCAACGCUAGAUGCAUCAUGGCUUGAAUGUGUUUUUCUCGGUAUUCAGGAGACGCACUGUACAUCACUUUCCUCAGUCUGACAUUGUAUAUUUAUAGUGUGAAGAAAGCGUGGGAAAUCAGUUACAGAAAGUGGGGUUUUAUGGAAAUAAAUACUUUAAUAGGAA
Molecule: messenger RNA, 3910 nt
Organism: Pseudophryne corroboree (corroboree frog)
Lineage: Eukaryota; Metazoa; Chordata; Amphibia; Anura; Myobatrachidae
Gene: IARS2
Product: isoleucyl-tRNA synthetase 2, mitochondrial
Exons: 22
Coding region: 224-3151 (975 amino acids)
Biological process (GO): isoleucyl-tRNA aminoacylation; mitochondrial translation
Cellular component (GO): mitochondrion
Molecular function (GO): tRNA binding; ATP binding; isoleucine-tRNA ligase activity
Source: RefSeq, a predicted model, not a curated record